AAUGUCAACAGGUCCACUGAUUGUAUGACUCAAUUCUCAGAAACUGAGGAACGAGGGAAUAAAAUAAUACUUGAAGUGAUGAAUGGUUAAGAAUUUUCCCCAACUGAUGAAAAAUACCCAUCCACAAACCUCAGAAGCUCAUUGAAUCCCAGUUAAGACAGAUACAAAGACAAUCUUGCCCUGGACAGCACAGCAAAACUGCUGAAAAGCCAAAAAUUAUAAACACCAAAGCACAAGAGCAGCUAUAGAAAAAUGGGUUCAGGAGAAAGAAUUCUCAGAAACACAGGAGACCAAAUGGCAAAACCCAACCUCUUCAGAGGAGGAAAGAAAAAACACGUCUACCCAGAACCUUAUGUCCUGCACAAACACCCUUCAAUAAUGAGCCGAAGAAAGACAUACUCAGCCAAGAGUCCGUUCCCAUUUGACCCACAUAAAUGCUACGAGGAGUUCUUCAGAGAAAGGAGCUCAGGAGGGGAAGGACAAAUGUGUGGAUAAGUACAGGCUUAACGGAUUUCCAGGCGGAUGGAGAGACAUUCUCUGACAGCUGAAAGCUAAGGCUCAGCCUCUAGAGGAUCACAGAGAAGGAGGCUUGUUGUGAAACUGAGUCAAAAGGAUGCUCUUAUAGCAGACUUUCAAGACAACCCUUAGCCUGGGAUAACAACCAGAGGAUGACUGGCCUGAGAACUUGGUAUUCCAGAAAGCAGAAUUCAGGUGGUGUCCUCUGCUGCCGUAUCUGCGCCUGCACAUGGCAUGCCCCAGGCCCACUUGUCCUGCCCCGGGCCUCUCACCCACACUUGGUGUACCACAUUCCUGUUCGCAUCCAGCUUUGAGCCCCUUUGCGGGCGGAUGAGCCUACGCACCCGCACCCGGCGCCUCCUCCACCUUCAGCCCACCUCAGGCCUGGCCCAGCUCCUCAACACUGUGUUCAGGUUCCACAACAGGGGCUUGGACAUCUGGAACCAGAACCAAGCAGACCCCCACACGGAGGGGAAGCACCCCUCCCAGCCCUGUUGGCCAAGAGACCUGGACAUGUGCCAUGCCUCCAACUCCACACUGCACAGAAGGCAGCUGGCCACCCCUCCUCAGACAUCCAUGGACCCCAGAUCCAAGAUCUCCACCUUGGCCCUCCUGCUACACAAAGGAGAGUCACAGACUCACAGGGCGAGUUCCUGUACCUCCUGCCCACCUCCAUGCAACCUCUCAAAGGGCUCUCCAGCCCAUGUGGCACCACCAGCCUGGGUGAGGCGACUGGUCCAGUUAGGGCCACCAGUCCUGGCAGGGCCAAAAGUCCAGGCAAGGCGACCAGACCAGGGAGCCCCACCAGCCCAGGUGGGACCACCAGCCCAGGUGAGGACAUCAGCCCAGGAAGGACCAGCAGCCCAGAUGGGACCAGUGGCCCUGGUGAUGCCGCCAGCACAGGUGGGACCAACAGCCCAUGUGGGGACGUUUCCCCAGGCAGGAGCAACGGCCCAAGUGGGGCCGCCAGCCCAGACUGGGGUACCAAGCCUUGCUGGACCAAUGGCCCCAAUAGGGACAGCAGCCCAGGUGAUGGGGCCACUAGACCAGGCCACGACUCCAGCUGAUGCCAGGCUACCAGCCCAGGAAGGCCCAGCAUACCAGGUGGGGCCACCACUCCAGUCAAGUCCACCAGCCCAGAUAUGUCCAUCACCUCAGGCGAGGCUACCAACCCAGGUGGGGACACCAGCCCAGUCAGGUCCACCAGCCCAGGUGGGGCCAACACCCCAGGUGUGGCCACCAGCCCAGGCAGGGACACCAGGACCAGCAAGGAUACCAGCCCAGGCGGAAGCAACAUGCCAGGCCAGGCCGACAGCCCAGACGGGAACACCAGCCCAGGCAGGGACAUCAGAACAGCCAGGGCCACCACCCCUGGCAGCGCCACCAACCCAGGCAGAACCAACAGCCCAAGCGGGACCAACAACUUGCAUGAGGCCAUCAGCCCAGGUGGAGACACAAGCCAAGGCAAGGCCACCAGGCCAGGAAGGGCCACCAGCCCAGGCAGGACAAACAGCCCAUAUGAGGCCACUGGCCCAGGCAAUGCCACCAGAACAGACUGCACCAACAGCCCAGGCAGGGACACCAGCCAUGACAGAAACCCUGUGGUCACAGCUAGGCUUUGGAAACAUUGAGAGUUUGCUCCUUCUGUUGACUCGCUGUGCUCUGGUGCUGCUCUUUUCCUUCUGGACAUUUAUCUCAUGCAGAGAGAUAAAGGACUACCGUGAGUUCCAACAAGAGCAGUUGGCAGAGCUGGGGAAAGGAUUGAAGAUGAUGGGUAAAGCCCUGGGAGAACUUGAGAAGACACUAAAUACAGAAAGAGAACAUAAAAAACAUCUUUCCAAGGAGCUGUCUGAGCUAAAGGCAGAGCUCAGAAUUUCUGAAAAGGAAACAGAGAGAUGGAAAAAGCUGUUUUUUCUAUUGUCCCGGGCACAACACCUUUUAAAGGCCUUCCCAGAAGAUGCAAAGGGGCACUGUGCGCAGGUGGAGCAGGGCCCUUAGAGGCAGGCCCAGGCCUGGGAGCUGGAGAGUUUCUUCCUCCCUGUGCACGCCCCCUAGAGGGGGAGAAGAGGGGUGGGGAGG
Messenger RNA from Phacochoerus africanus (Common warthog), 2595 nucleotides. Its product is annotated as collagen alpha-1(I) chain-like. Bases 751 to 2514 code for a protein of 587 amino acids. The transcript has 3 exons. Lineage: Eukaryota; Metazoa; Chordata; Mammalia; Artiodactyla; Suidae. The record is from RefSeq and is a predicted model, not a curated record.